Batrachochytrium dendrobatidis JAM81 is the source of this 1461-nucleotide messenger RNA. RefSeq lists its product as uncharacterized. The record is from RefSeq and is a predicted model, not a curated record. Gene Ontology annotation, molecular function: amino acid transmembrane transporter activity. The transcript has 2 exons. The coding region runs from base 1 to 1461 and encodes 486 amino acids. Gene Ontology annotation, biological process: transmembrane transport; amino acid transport. Lineage: Eukaryota; Fungi; Chytridiomycota; Chytridiomycetes; Rhizophydiales. Gene Ontology annotation, cellular component: plasma membrane.
AUGAGUUCUAUUUUUAAGCGACUUUCAGCACGUAAACCUAUUCACAGUGUUUCCGAGGAGGUAAAUACCUCGGAAUACAAACGACCACUAACGGCGUUUGAUUUGACUAUGCUGGGUGUCGGCGCAAUCAUGGGUGCAGGCAUCUUUGUGCUUACCGGCAAAGCAGCUAGAGAGAAUGCUGGCCCAGCAAUUAUCUUGUCGUUUGUUAUCUCUGGUUUUGUGUGUGCGUUUGCAUGUUUAUGUUAUGCCGAACUUGGAUCGACUCUGCCAGUAUCUGGUUCCGCAUACUCGUUUACUUAUGCCGCACUAGGAGAAGUACUGGCUUGGAUUGUUGGAUGGGAUCUUAUGUUGGAGUACCUUGUCGGUGCCGCAGCUGUUGCUGUUGGCUGGACUGGAUACCUAGAUAUCAUUCUUGGCGGAUUUGCGGGUCGCGAACGCUUGUUUGAUCCUCGCUUUUUUCCUGCAUUUAUCAUUGUCAUUGUCCUGUCUGCGCUACUCUGUAUGGGAAUUCGUGAAAGUUCGUGGCUCAAUAAUACACUUGUUUUCCUGAACUUGACUGUAUGCAGUGUCUUUAUCUUGUCAGGAAUCAAGUUUAUCAACCCAGCCAACUACUCUCCAUUUAUACCCCCAGAGCAAGGUCACGGCCAUUAUGGUAUGAGUGGUGUUUUCCAAGGAUCAAUUACAGUAUUCUUUGCAUAUAUUGGAUUUGAUGCUGUUACAACCACUGCACAAGAAGCUGCCAACCCACAACGCGAUUUGCCCAUUGGUAUAUGUGCUUCAUUGGCAAUUUGUACUGUUUUCUAUGUUGCAGUGUCUGCUGUAUUGACUGGCAUGGUACACUACAGCACAAUUGAUCUGACUGCACCUGUUAGUCAAGCUCUUAUUGAUGUUGGCAUGCCUGUGCUUGCCGUUAUCAUUUCUUGCGGCAUUCUCAGCGGUCUCUCAUCUGUGCUGUUGGUGUCUUUGAUUGGUCAGCCUCGUAUCUUUUACUCGAUGGCGUACGACGGACUAUUUCCGGCAGUAUUUGCUACAAUGGAUCAAAAGAAGGGCAUUCCAUAUGUUGCCACCAUUGUAUCUGGCAUUGUCUGUGCGUUCCUUGCUGGCUUGCUUCCUGUAGAUCUUCUUGGUAAUCUCACAUCUGUAGGCACACUUUCUGCCUUUUUCCUUGUUUCUGUGUCUACACUGGUUUUGCGUAUCACCGAGCCAGAUCUUCCCCGCAAAUUUGAGAUUCCUGGUGGAUUCUGGUUUGGAGGCAUUUUCAUUCCCUUCCUGUCGGCCUUUUUCUCAGCUGGACUUUUCUCACAAGCUACUGUUGCAUCAAUUGGUCGUGUGUUCAUUUGGAUGGCAGUUGGGUUGGUACUGUAUGCUUGCUAUGGGUAUCAUCACUCGAAGCUUGGCCGACAGAUGAGUGGUAAGAUGACUCUUUCCAUGGAUACAAAGAUUCGCGAGUUCAAGGUGUAA